GUCGCCCGACGCGCCAGCCUCCGGCCCGGAGCCGCCGGGGUUUGGGGGAGACGGAAGAAGCGCUGCACCGCGCUGCGCUCGCGGACGCCUGCGCUGCCGCGCGCCGCGGAGGGCAGCCGGAGCUGAAGCCGCCGCGGGCUCGCAUCCUCCCCGCUUCGCCACUGCGCCGAAGAAAUGAGCGGUGGCUUGGCGCCAAGUAAGAGCACAGUUUAUGUAUCCAACUUGCCUUUCUCCCUAACAAACAAUGAUUUAUACCGGAUAUUUUCCAAGUAUGGCAAAGUUGUAAAGGUUACUAUAAUGAAAGACAAAGAUACUAGGAAGAGUAAAGGUGUUGCAUUUAUUUUGUUUUUGGAUAAAGACUCUGCCUUAAACUGCACCAGAGCAAUAAAUAAUAAACAGUUAUUUGGUAGAGUGAUAAAGGCAAGCAUCGCUAUUGACAAUGGAAGAGCAGCUGAGUUCAUCCGAAGGCGAAACUACUUUGAUAAAUCUAAGUGUUAUGAAUGUGGGGAAAGUGGACACUUAAGUUAUGCCUGUCCUAAAAACAUGCUUGGAGAACGUGAGCCUCCAAAGAAGAAAGAGAAGAAGAAGAAAAAGAAAGUCCCUGAGCCGGAAGAAGAAAUUGAGGAAGUAGAAGUGAGUGAAGAGGAAGGGGAGGACCCGGCUCUGGACAGUCUGAGUCAGGCCAUAGCGUUCCAGCAGGCCAAAAUUGAAGAAGAGCAAAGCAAAUGGAGACCCAACCCAGGGGGUCCCUCGACCUCAGAUGAUUCUAGACGACCAAGAAUAAAGAAAAGCGCAUACUUCAGUGAUGAGGAAGAACUUAGUGAUUAAAAGGAUGUCUAUUUUAUGGUAGACAUCCUUUUAUGAAUGAUGAGGAAGAACUUAGUGAUUAAAAUAUUUAUAUUGUAAAUAUUCAAAUAAAAUCUUACUGUACCAAAUGCAGUUGUGGAA
Messenger RNA from Mus pahari (shrew mouse), 948 nucleotides. It is a transcript of the gene Zcrb1, whose product is annotated as zinc finger CCHC-type and RNA binding motif containing 1. Bases 175 to 828 code for a protein of 217 amino acids. Gene Ontology annotation, biological process: mRNA splicing, via spliceosome. NCBI's taxonomy places the organism in Eukaryota, Metazoa, Chordata, Mammalia, Rodentia, Muridae. The record is from RefSeq and is a predicted model, not a curated record. The transcript is spliced from 8 exons. Gene Ontology annotation, cellular component: U12-type spliceosomal complex. Gene Ontology annotation, molecular function: RNA binding; zinc ion binding.